AUGUCUGAUGAGCAACCGCAGUUACGACAAGCCGGCGGUAACGGCUUGAAUGCGGCAAUCCCUUUGCCACCGUCGGCUACUAUCGAGACGUCGGACGAACCGCCAAGAACGCUGUGGAUGGGUGAUUUGGACCCGUCGUUCGAUGAGGUUACGAUCCAGGAAAUCUGGCAGCAGCUGGGAAGAAGGGUUUUCGUCAAGUUGAUAAGAGCGAAGAAGAAUCUGCUGAUCCCGUGCAGUUCGACUGCUGCCACGUCGUCAACCAACGCGGAGGCGCCGGCUACUGGCGAGAACGUGGCCCGCGAGGGCAGUCCGACGUCGAACGAAGGCGAGUUGCCCGGCGGUCUGGAGAACGCUCAGAAGAUCAACAUCAACGGUGUCUCUUUCAUCGAUCCCGCUACUACACCGCUACACCAUGCUGGGUACUGCUUUGUGGAGUUUGAGAGCCAGCAGGACGCGCAGUUUGCGCUUUCACUGAAUUCGACUCCGCUUCCUAACUUCUUGUCGAAGUCUACCAACUUGCCGACUAACCCGACCGGCCAGAGGAACUUUAGACUUAACUGGGCGUCAGGCGCUACUUUGCAAAGUUCCAUACCUUCGAGACCGGAGUUUUCCCUGUUCGUGGGCGAUCUGUCGCCAACCGCAACGGAAGCGGAUCUAUUGUCGUUGUUUCAGCAGAAAUUUAGGUCUGUCAAGACGGUGCGUGUGAUGACCGAUCCGAUCACUGGGGCCUCACGUUGUUUUGGAUUCGUCAGAUUUGGUAAUGAAGAGGAACGCCGCAGGGCAUUGGUCGAGAUGAAUGGAGCCUGGUGUCAAGGUAGAUGUCUCAGGGUGGCAUAUGCGACCCCAAGAAAUAACAUGAUGUGGCACGUCCAGGCACAGCAGCAGCAGUCGUCGUCGCUGCAGCAACAACAGGCCACUCCUCUGCUAGUAAAGACUGCCAACAAUAUGAUGACUUCAAACCAAGGUGCUUUGGGCGGCGCCAGUAACCUGUUAUCGAUGCCAAUGAGCCAGAAAAGCUCAAUCCUGCCGAUUUCUUCCGGCGCAGGCUUAAAUGUUGCCGAUUUCUCGAGCUCUCAGGCUUACACUACGGAUCCCAACAACACUACCGUGUUCAUCGGUGGUUUGACACCAAAGAUAAACGAAGCUCAAUUGCAGGCUUUGUUUUCUCCCUUCGGUAGCAUCGUCACGGUCAAGAUUCCACAGGGCAAGAACUGUGGGUUCGUCAAGUACGAAAAUAGGAUCGAUGCAGAGGCAGCGAUCCAAGGUAUGCAAGGGUUCAUAGUGGGCGGCAACCCCAUAAGACUGUCGUGGGGCCGUAGCACCGUUGGAAGUGGGCCUUCGGGCCCUGCAAACGCCAGUAACAAUGGUAACCACCACAACAACAGAAAAAACGAAAAACCUACUGAAUUCCAACAGAUCACGGGUCAUCAGUACAUCAACCAACAGCAUUAUGGCAACGAAUAUCAGUAUAUGCCGAUGAGACAUACCGCUUCCGAAUUAACAAAGGUUGCGCCAGGCUUGGAUAGGAACCAGAACGUCAGCACGCCCUUGAUGAUGCCAUCGCAGCAGUUGUUUACGCAAGUUCGGCAGCAGAUGUGGAACAACGAUACGCAGUGGAACAACGUCCCCGUCGAAGUAUACAGCGAGACACCGGUGCCUAACCAACAAAACAUGAACUCCAUGCUACCACAGCAACAGCAGUAUCAAAGACUGCAGCAAUCUCAGAACCCAAUGAUGACUGUCCCGAACGUCGGCCCGGGGCCAGUUGGCGGCACUUUUAAUAUGAACAUAGCACCAAACGCAGGCGGAAUUUCGCUACCUAAUGCAAGAGGCAACUCUAACGAUGUACCGCCAAUUCAUCCAUCGGUGUUACGCUAA
Messenger RNA from Torulaspora globosa, 1878 nucleotides. It is a transcript of the gene NGR1, whose product is annotated as Ngr1p. The coding region runs from base 1 to 1878 and encodes 625 amino acids. The record is from RefSeq and is a predicted model, not a curated record. The transcript has a single exon. Gene Ontology annotation, molecular function: mRNA binding. Lineage: Eukaryota; Fungi; Ascomycota; Saccharomycetes; Saccharomycetales; Saccharomycetaceae. Gene Ontology annotation, cellular component: cytosol.